Messenger RNA from Ostrinia nubilalis (European corn borer), 435 nucleotides. RefSeq names its product cuticle protein 1-like (gene CPH1). The record is from RefSeq and is a predicted model, not a curated record. The transcript has 3 exons. The coding region runs from base 78 to 353 and encodes 91 amino acids. Gene Ontology annotation, molecular function: structural constituent of cuticle. Lineage: Eukaryota; Metazoa; Arthropoda; Insecta; Lepidoptera; Crambidae.
UCGUAUAAAAACGAACGCGAGCUCUACGUAGUUAUCAGUCUCAGUUUUGAACUGGAGAGGAUACAAACUCAGGCACAAUGUUCGCUAAAUUGUUCGCCCUCCUCGCUCUGGCCGCGGUAGCGUUGUGCCGCGAGUACCCGGCCGGAGUGCAUCCCGCAGUGUGCCCCAACUACCCCUACUGUGACACUACCGCCUUCGCCCGCCAUACGCCCGACGGCCAGCCCAUCCCUGAAUGGGUGUACAACCCUAGCAUCCUGCCGGUUGCCCCUGUGGACCCCGCCCACAACGCCGCUCCCCGCUACCCGGCCGAUUUCCCCGCUGCUCUAUGCCCCAACUACCCCUACUGCUGGUGAACAACAAAAAAAAAACGCGCGUCCCUCCGGAUUUGAAAAAAAAAGAAACAUUCGCUAAUGCCAGACCUUUCCCGCCUUUUCA